AUGAAGGACAGUUCACACACUGUAUCAGAUACUGGAAAUUGGACUAUGGAAAAUUCUCGCCCGAAACUUAAUAUAUAUUUACAAAAGAAUAAGUUACCUCUUAAUUUCGAUUACACUUCGAAUGGACCAGAUCAUUUAAGAACAUAUACUGCGUCGAUGACGAUUACCAUUAAACACUUAGGCAAAGUAAUUACUGGAUCUGGCUCUGGACCUACCAAGAAGCAAGCAAAUCGCAUGUGUUCUCUCUCAUUAGUUGGACAAUUAUAUCGACUUGGAGAGAUAGAGGCUUAUUUUUCCGAAUUAACUGAUACGACGAAGAAAGAAGAACAAAAUGCGGGACCUUUCGAUUUUAGAGUCUCAGAUAGCAUUUUGUCUUCUUUAAGAAAUAUUACAACUCUAUUUGAAUUUUGCCCUCAGGAAAAUAAUAAACCUUCCGAAAGUACGUUAUUUGAAUCUCCCCGCCAAUUCAAAGUCGGCCAGAACGACUGUGGUACGGAUAGUGUUAUAACUUGGCGAUCGCCUUCUGUAUCAUGGAAUCCGUGGACCAAUUGUGAAAUUUCUAUAAAUUCCAAUAAGAAUACAACAAAUAAGCAGUUAUUUACUGAACAACAGCGUAAACUUAAGUUCGAACCUGCUUUACAGCAGAGAAUCCUAGAACGUCAAAGUCUUCCUAUAUCAAGAUCGGCCGUAAGAAUAUUGGAUGCUAUUGACUGUAAUCCAGUAGUAAUCAUUUGCGGAAUGACAGGCUGUGGAAAAACCACGCAGGUACCGCAAUUCGUUGUUGAUGAUAUGAUUGGUCGAGAGCGUGGAUCAGAUUGUGCUGUUAUAGUUACUCAGCCACAACGCAUCUGUACGAUAUCAAUCGCUGAAAGGGUAGCCUAUGAAAGAUGCGAAGUUUUAGGUGAGAGCGUUGGUUACUGCGUAAAAUUUGAGAAGCUGCUACCUAGACCCCACGCUUCGAUAUUAUUUUGCACUUCUGAUGUACUACUACGCAGAAUGGAAUCAGGAUUGAGAGGUGUAUCACAUGUGAUUAUAGAUGAGAUCCAUGAACGCGACCUUAAGACUGACGUGUUACUACUGAUACUGCGAGACAUGAUUAGAACAUAUCCAACCCUCAAAGUCGUUUUGAUGUCUGCUACAGCUGAUAAUGACGAUAUAUCUAGUUACUUUGGAAAAUGUCCUAUAAUCAACAUAACUGAAAAGUGUUAUUCGGUUACAGAGUAUUUUUUAGAAGACUGUGUAACUCUUAUUGAACCUCAGGCCAAUGUUAAUGCUGAUUCCCCACUAUACGAAGCCAGUAGCAAAGAAUUUAUUUUAAUAGAGAAUUUGCUGUGCUACGUCGUUAAUUUAAACGUCUCUGGGAAUAUUCUAAUAUUCUUACCUGAUUGGAAUGCUAUUUCUACUCUGUAUCACUUGUUAAAGGAUCACAAAUUAUUUGUAGGUACAAACAAAUUUCUUCUAUUACCUCUCCAUUCACAAAUCUCUCGAGAAGCACAACGGGAUAUAUUUAAUGUCAAUAAAGCAGAAAUUACUAAGGUUAUAUUAUCAACCGAUAUUGCAGAAUCAAGUAUAACGAUUCGUGAUGUGGUAUUUGUUAUCGACUCGGCGAAAACCACUAUCAAACGCUAUUGUGCUCGGGACAAUUCGUGUUCGUUCGAGACUAUAUGGGCUUCUAAAUCUGCUCUCAAACAGCGGAGGGGUCGAGCUGGAAGGACUCGACCUGGGUACUGCUUUCAUCUUUGCACCACUGAUCAAUAUACCAAGCUACCACAGUAUCUCGUUCCUGAAAUAUUAAGAAGCCCGCUACACGAAGUCAUUUUGAUAUUAAAGCUACUUAGCCUAGGUAAUCCUGCUACUAUUCUUAAGAGAGCAUUACAGCCACCUUCAUUAGAAGCUAUCGAAGUUGCGAUCUCAUUUUUAAUUGGAAUUGGUGCAAUUACCAGAAUGAUUGAAUUUACUGAUGUCGGUUUGAUCCUUUCUAAAUUACCAAUCGAACCACGUCUUGGUAGAAUGAUUAUACUCAGCUGCAUAUUUAAAUGCGCAAAUGCAGCCUGUAUUAUCGCCGUAGCUGAUAGCUUACCCGAACCGUUUGUUAUAAGAUCAAUUGUUGAUGGUCCUACCUAUUUGCAUAAACAGUUCUCGAGUAAGCGUUAUAGCGAUCAUAUCGCGGUUUUAGGAGCAUUCCAGGCAUGGCAACGCGCUCGUAAUGCUGGAAUUGAUAGUGAAGAGAAUUUUUGCAAAAAUCACGGACUAUCCGUAUCAGCUUUACGAUUAAUUUACGAAGCUAAAAUGUCAAUUCUUUCUCUAUUGCAGAUAUGUGCUCUUCUAUGUAUUGGCUUUUAUCCCAACGUAUGUGUUUAUAAUAAAAACAAUAAACUUCGGAUGAAUAACGAACAGUUUGCCCAGAUACAUACAUCAUCAAUUAACUAUAAUUGCAAAUCAUUUCCUUAUCCUUUCUUUACUUACUCGGAAAAGAUACAUGCAGAAGUUAUCUAUUUGAAACACUUGACGGUAAUAUCACCAUUACACCUAUUGUUAUUUGGAUGUCAGAGAAUCACGUGGAAAGAUGACCUGGUUCUACUUGACGAUUGGAUAGCCUUAAGAAUGCCUCGAGAAGUUGCAUGUAUGAUUAUCUCUAUUAGACAAAUUCUUGAAAUGCUAGCAAUUCGAACUGCUAGUUCGCCUAUGGUCGCCAACCGAUUAGAAGAUAACUACGAAAGAGCUGUGCAGUUAACCCAGCAAUUGUUUACAGAAAGUUUUGAACUCCAUAGCAAUCUGCGAUCUAUCAGGUAUUAG
Molecule: messenger RNA, 2796 nt
Organism: Trichoplax adhaerens
Lineage: Eukaryota; Metazoa; Placozoa; Uniplacotomia; Trichoplacea; Trichoplacidae
Exons: 24
Coding region: 1-2796 (931 amino acids)
Biological process (GO): positive regulation of transcription by RNA polymerase II; regulation of mRNA processing
Cellular component (GO): intracellular anatomical structure; ribonucleoprotein complex; nucleolus
Molecular function (GO): ATP binding; 3'-5' DNA helicase activity; double-stranded RNA binding
Source: RefSeq, a predicted model, not a curated record